AUGAGUUGCAUGGAUUUGAAGCAAACAAAUAUUCAUGAUAUUACUGAAAAAGAAAAUGAAGGUAAAGAAAAUAUAUUAGUAGAAUCUAAUAAGAAGAUGGGGAACGAUGAGAAUAGGAAAUGGGAAAGGUUCAAUAAGAAUAAUCGAAGCAAUACUAAUAGCGAAUUAUAUAACCAGAAAAAUUUAAUGAAAAUGAACUCUAAUCAUAAUAAUAAUUGUGAAGAUAAAGAUAAUGAUUGGAGCUAUUUGAGAAGUGGAGCGAAUACAAGUUUUCGUAAUUCCAUUAAGAAUAAUGAGAAUUUGAUUUUUCCAGCAAAUAAUAAAAAAGAUAAUGGAAUGGAACAAGAAUGUUGGAGAUCUAAUAAAAAAUUUGAUGAUAUGAAUAAUAGAAAUAAUAGUUUGAACAAUAAUGAUAUGAAUACUAAUAAUAUGAAUAAUUCAGAUAAUUCAAAAUUAAGUUUUAGUAGGAAUUUUAAAAAUAGUUUUAAUAAAGGUAUGAAUAGGAAUAAUUCUGUUACUGGAAAUAUAAAAGGAAUUAAUAAUAAGAAUUAUAAUUACAUGAAUAAUAAUCAAGAAAAUGGUACAAAUAAUAAUGAUAUGAAUGUAAAUGAUCAAAAUAAUUAUAGUGGUAUAUUUAAUAACAAUUUUACAAAUUUAAACAAUAAAGCUUUUUAUAAAAAUAUGAAUAAAAAUAACAAAUUUAAUAAAACUAAUAAUCGCAAUAAUAAUAAUAACAAUAAUAAUAACAAUAACAAUAAUGAUGAUGGUAAUAUUAAUUAUCAAAAUACCAACGAAUUUAUUAAAGACAAUAAAAAAAAUAUCAACUUUAAAAAUCAAUAUAAUAAUAAUUAUAAAUUUGAUGAAAAUAUGAAUAAUUCUUAUACGAUGCAUAAUAGAAAUUCAAAUGUAGAAGAACAUCUAAGAAAUAAUUCUAUCGAUAUGAAUAAUUCAAAUAUAAAUAAUUAUAAUAAUCAACAAACAAGAUUUUCUUCUUUUAUGGAAAACGAAAACGAAAAUGAAAAUAAAAAUUAUCAUACAGGAGGAAUGAAUAAUAAUAUACCCUUUAAAAAUAAAUACGACAAUAAUAAUAGUUCUAUGAAAAAUACAGAUAAUAAUAAAACAGACACAUCAUAUAAUAUGAAAGGAACUAUUAAUAAUGACAAUAAUAAUAUGGAUUAUUUAAGAAAUAUUAAUAAUAUUAAUGAAUAUAAAGGUUCGGCAAAAAAUAAAUUUUACACGAAUUAUAUGAAUAAGAAUAAUUUAAAAUUUACCCAAAAUAAUAAUGAUAAUAUGAACACUAACGAAGAUAAUAAUAAUAAUAAUAAUAAUAAUAAUAAUAAUAAUAAUGGGGUUUUUUCAAAUUAUCAAAAUAAUAAUAUGAAUAGAAAUAAUAGUAUAAACAUGAAGAGAAACCUUAACAAUAACAAUAAUCUUAAUAAUAAUAUGAAUAAAAUGGGCUCUCAAGAUAAAAAUCAAAAUUCAAAUAAUAACUUUUAUAUGAAUUAUAAUUAUCAAAAUAGAAAAAAUAGUAUGAACAAUAAUAUGAAAAAUAACAUGAAUAAUAACAUGAAUAAUAAUAUGAAUAAUAAUAUGAAUAAUAAUAUGAAUAAUAAUAUGAACAAUAAUAUGAACCAUAAUAUGAACAAUAAUAUGAACCAUAAUAUGAACCAUAAUAUGAACCAUAAUAUGAACAAUAAUAUGAACAAUAAUAUGAACAAUAAUGUAAAUAAUUACUCCAAUAUAAAUAGUUUGGAUAGUGAUAUGAGUCCAAAUUAUCAUGCCCAUGUUAAAAUGAGUAUGAUGAAUUAUAAUAAUAAUGAAUCUAACGCAGCUAAUCCUAACCAAAUGAAUUUUGAACAAACUAAUAAUGAUAAUAUGAAAAGGGAAAAUAACAAUAUGAAUAAUUAUGGUUAUGAUGAUAACACAGUACAUGUAAAUAAUAAUACUCCUUCAACUGAUUUUUUUAGUAGAGCGGUUGGUUAUAAUAAUAACUAUUUAAAUAACAAUAAUAACAUGAAUAGUGCUGUUAAUAAUAAUUCCUCUAAUGGAAACAAUAUGAAAAAUGAAAAUAGUGAAAAUAAAAAUGUUGCAGAUAGUAACGAUAGCCUAAACAACAAUAAAAAUAAUAACAAUAAUAUUAAUAUGAACGAAAGUAUUAACAAUAAUAAUACUUUAAAUAAUAAUAAUGAAUAUAAUAACCAAAAUAACAAUGAAGAUGAAGAUGACGACGACUGGGGAGAAUUAGGAGAGGACAAAUACAUAGACAUAAAUUCAAUUAUGAAGAAAAAGAAUGUUAUUUUAAAUCAACUCGAGGCAGAUUUAAAUGAUUUGUCAAAAAAAGGAAAUGACGGAAAAAAUAAAAAAAAGAAUAAAAUGAAAAAAGAUGAUUUGUUUGUAUUGCCACAUACAAAUACCUUACUAGUAGAUAAGAAAAAAAAUAAAAAGAAUAAAAAUAAAAAUGCAAAGAAUAAUAAUACAAAUAGUAGUAACAAUAACAACAACAAUAACAACAACAAUAAUAAUAAUAAUAAUAACAAUAAUAAUAAUAACAAUAGUAAUAUUUUGAAGAAAGACAAUGAUGCAAAUGAUAAAAAUUCAAAACAAAUUGUUAAUACUAGUGGAGUAAAUAAAAAGAAAGGAAAAAAAACAGGAGUUGAAGCAAAUAGUAAAAACGUAGAACAAAAAGGAGAUACUAAAACAUCCACUAAAGUAGAUGAAGAAGUAAAAACGGAUGAGGUAAAUAAUAAGCAAAAGGAUUUAGUUGAAGAUAAAAAUGCAAAUAAUGUAAACGAUGUUGACACAAAACCUGAUGGAGAGGAUGAUAACAAUAAUAAUAAUAAUAAAGGAGAAGAAGAUAAUAAUAAAGAAAAAAAAGAAGAUGAUAAUACUGUUGCUGAAAAGCCAGCAAAAGCUUUAUACGUUUUUAAAAAAAAAGAAAAUAUGUCACCUAUAGAAUAUAUGGAAAGACAAGUAAAAAGCUUGCUUAAUAAAUUAACUGUAGAAAAUUUCCCGAUUAUUACAGAAAAAAUGUGUCAAAUUAUGGAAUCUCGAUUAAAUACUGAUGAAAUACAAACUGUAGUAAAUCAAGUUAUUGAUAAAGCUGUAUUAGAACAUGAUUGGUCAGAAAUGUAUGCAGAUUUAUGCCAAACAUUAAAAUGGAGAUCACCAAACUUUGAAAUGAAAAAAAAAACUUCCUUUGAAAUUGCAUUAUUAAAAAAAAUACAAGAACAAUAUGAAAACUUACCAAGUACAUUUGAAUCUACUAUGAAAGAAAAAUUAAAAAGUGAUGAAAAUGAGGAAGAAUUAAGUUUUGUUGAACAAAAACAAAAAAAAAGAUUAUUAGGAAUUGUAAAAUUAAUAGGAGAAUUAUUUCAAAGACAAAUUGUUUCUAUAUCUAUUGUUAUUAGUAUAGCACAUGAUUUAUUGAUUGCAUAUGAAGAACCAAAAGAAUAUUGUAUUGAAGCAUUUCUUCAACUAAUUUAUUCUACUGGAUUUUUUAUAGACAAAAUUGAAAAAUAUAAAAAUGUUUUAGAUACCUGGUUUGGUAGGUUAAAAGAAUUACAAAGAAAAAAAAUGUACUCUAAAAGAAUCAAAUUUGUUAUUCAAGAUGUUUUUGAUUUAAGAUCAUCUGAAUGGAGAAAAAAAACACACAAAGAUACAGCCAAGGGAUUAAAUGAAUUAAGAUCCCAAUUAGAAACUGAAGAAAUGAUGGGAGGUUCUAUACAUUUAGCUCAACUUGGUAAUAUUGUUAUUGUAGGAGAAAGACAUAAUUUAAGAAAUAAUGAAUCCUAUUCAAAAUAUAUGCAAGAACAAGAAAAACUGAGUAAACAAAAUCAAAAAAAAUAA
Molecule: messenger RNA, 3846 nt
Organism: Plasmodium reichenowi
Lineage: Eukaryota; Apicomplexa; Aconoidasida; Haemosporida; Plasmodiidae
Product: eukaryotic translation initiation factor 4 gamma, putative
Exons: 3
Coding region: 1-3846 (1281 amino acids)
Cellular component (GO): eukaryotic translation initiation factor 4F complex
Molecular function (GO): translation initiation factor activity; mRNA binding; protein binding
Source: RefSeq, a predicted model, not a curated record